GGCGUGGCCGGAGCGCGCGGGAGGGAGGGCGAGGGAGCGGGGCCGGCCUGCUGGAGAGCCGGUCGGGCUGCGAGCGCGGCGGGAGCGUAUUCCAGCUCGGCCCCGGUGCUGUCCUCCGGUCCCCCGUGCUCCGGCCUAGGGUCUCGGGGCGGGAAGCGCGGCGAAGGGAAGCGGGCGCGGGGAGCAGGGCGGAGGGGUCGAGGCGCGCUGCGCUGCCUCCCGGUCCUCGCCGGGAGCUGCGGGCCCGGGGCGCGCGGUGCUCCGCGGCGCGCGCACUAUGCGGGCGGAUUGCCGGCCGCCGCGAUGGCGAGCCGGGCACCGCUGAGAGCCGCGCGCAGCCCGCAGGGUCUCCGAGGCCGGGCCGCGCCCGCCGCCACCGGCCGGGCCGCGCUGCCCAGCGCCGGCUGCUGUCCCCUCCCUCCUGGCCGCAACUCCUCCUCCAGGCCUCGGCUGAUCCUUCUGCUGCUCCUACUGCUCCAGGACGCUGGAGCCCAGCAAGGUGAUGGAUGUGGACAUACUGUACUAGGCCCUGAAAGUGGAACCCUUACAUCCAUCAAUUACCCACAUACCUAUCCUAACAGCACUGUGUGUGAAUGGGAGAUUCGAGUAAAGACUGGGGAAAGAAUUCGCAUCAAAUUCGGUGAUUUUGACAUUGAAGAUUCUGAUUAUUGUCACCUUAACUACCUGAAAAUCUUUAAUGGAAUUGGAGUAAGCAGAACAGAAAUAGGCAAAUACUGUGGUCUGGGCUUACAGAUGAAUCAGUCAAUUGAAUCCAAAGGCAGUGAAAUCACAGUGCUGUUCAUGAGUGGAAUCCAUGCUUCUGGACGAGGAUUUUUGGCUUCAUACUCGGUUAUACAUAAAGAAGAUUUAAUCACUUGUUUGGAUACUGUAUCUAAUUUUUUGGAACCGGAGUUCAGUAAGUACUGCCCAGCUGGCUGUCUGCUGCCUUUUGCUGAAAUAUCUGGAACAAUUCCUCACGGCUAUAGAGAUUCUUCACCAUUGUGUAUGGCUGGAAUCCAUGCAGGAGUAGUGUCAAACGUGCUGGGUGGCCAAAUUAGCAUUGUGAUUAGCAAAGGCACGCCAUAUUAUGAAAGUUCAUUGGCCAACAACGUCACUUCCAUGGUGGGAUAUUUAUCUGCAAGUCUGUUUACAUUUAAGACAAGUGGUUGCUAUGGAACUCUGGGGAUGGAGUCUGGUGUAAUUGCCGAUCCCCAGAUAACAGCAUCAUCUGUACUCGAGUGGACUGACCACAUGGGGCAGGAGAACAGCUGGAAACCGGAGAAGGCCAGGCUGAGAAAACCUGGGCCUCCCUGGGCUGCUUUUGCCACUGAUGAGCAUCAGUGGCUACAAAUAGACCUUAAUAAGGAGAAGAAGAUAACAGGUAUCGUAACCACUGGGUCUACCAUGGUAGAACACAAUUAUUAUGUGUCUGCCUACAGAGUUCUGUACAGUGACGAUGGGCAGAAAUGGACUGUGUACAGAGAACCUGGUGUGGACCAGGACAAGAUAUUUCAAGGAAACAAAGAUUAUCACAAGGAUGUUCGUAAUAACUUUUUGCCACCAAUUAUUGCACGUUUCAUUAGAGUGAACCCUGUCCAGUGGCAACAGAAAAUUGCCAUGAAAGUGGAACUGCUUGGAUGUCAGUUUACUCUCAAAGGUCGCCUUCCAAAGCUUACUCCACCUCCUCGGAUCAGCAAUAACCUCAAAAACACUACAGCUCAGCCUAAACUAGGUAAAGGUCGUGCCCCUAAAUUUACUCAAGUCCUGCAACCACGAAGUAGGAAUGAACUUCCUCUACAGCCGGCACAGACAACUGCCACUCCUGAUAUAAAAAAUACGACCGUAACUCCCAGUGUAACCAAAGAUGUCGCACUGGCUGCUGUCCUGGUUCCUGUGCUGGUCAUGGCCCUCACCACACUCCUUCUCAUUUUAGUGUGUGCUUGGCACUGGAGAAGCAGAAAGAAAAAAACUGAAGGCACCUAUGAUUUACCCCACUGGGAUCGGGCAGGUUGGUGGAAAGGAGUGAAGCAGCUUCUCCCUGCCAAAUCGGUGGAACACGAGGAGACGCCAGUGCGCUACAGCAGUAGUGAAGUUAGUCACCUGAGUCCAAGGGAAGUCACCACAGUGCUGCAAGCUGAUUCCGCAGAAUAUGCACAGCCCCUAGUGGGAGGAAUCGUUGGCACACUCCAUCAGAGAUCUACCUUUAAACCUGAAGAAGGAAAAGAAGCAGGCUACGCAGAUCUAGACCCUUACAACUCUCCAGUGCAGGAGGUAUAUCAUGCCUAUGCUGAACCGCUGCCCAUAACGGGGCCUGAGUACGCAACCCCGAUCGUCAUGGACAUGUCAGGGCACCCCACAGCCUCAAUUGGUCUGCCCUCCACAUCCACUUUCAAAACUGCAGGGACCCAACCUCCUGCUUUAGUGGGGACUUACAACACUCUUCUCUCCAGGACUGACAGCUGUUCCUCGAGCCAGGCUCAGUAUGACACCCCAAAAGGUGGGAAGUCAGCAGCUACCCCAGAGGAGCUGGUGUACCAGGUGCCACAGAGCACCCAGGAAGUACCAGGAGCAGGAAGGGAUGAGAAAUUUGAUGCUUUUAAAGAAAUCCUUUGACGGUGGUGCUGCUUUGUACAAAGCAUCCAUUUAAAGCACAUGGCUUUUUUACUUCUUAGUGGUAGUAAUGUAGAAUGUAUUACGUAUCUGUCACUGAAGUGGUUAGAGGAAUGUGGUGACCGAGGUACAAGAAACUACUUGCCUUGCCAUCUUGCUUUAAAGGGGUUAUUGUGUGGCACAGUUACUGCUUGCCUGUUACAUUUCAAACAUCCUGUUUGUUACUACUGUAAAACACUAUUUUUAAUACAGAAAAAAGCUCCCUAUAAUGCACUUCAAAGAAACUGAAAAUCACUGAGUAUUUAUUACCAAUGCUGCAGGUACAUUAAUGAACUUGAGGUGGUUCUGUAAGCCUUGCUGGCAUUUAUGCAUGGUACUGUUCUUGAAAUACCGACUGGCUUGAAAUCCUCCCUUUGUGAAGAUGGGUACUAUCAUGCCUCCCUUCUCUUUUAAUCCUAUAUUACUGUCUGCAUUCUUUUUUUUCCUCACAACCAUCAGUGAUUGAUAAGCAUUGUUCUAGCUGGGGCCAUGUACACUUCUCUGAAUUUCCCUAGGAAGGCGCACUGUUAGAACAGCUUGCUUUGUAGUGAGCUGGGUGACUGACUUCUUGUUUGAUGACACUCUUAACAGUAUUAAUAUCUCCUAGUACAGGAUAUGGUCUCCCCUCUUCUCAUCCCACCCACCCUUUGUGGCCUGGCUCCAACCUGUGUUCAGAAAUGCUGGUGGCCUCCUUUUCAGUAAGCCGUCACAGGAAGCCAGUCCCUCCUGUCUUUAAGUAUACUUCUCCACAUGGAAAUGAGAGAAGCAGCUUACAGGUUAGAAAAGCUAUAAAGGGAGUCCUCUGCAUCACUAAAGUAAUAUGUAAAUUACUUUAGGGAAGAAGUUAAGGGGAGAGUAAAAUUUAAUCUUCUUUGCUUUAUUUACACACAAGCCCAAAAAUUUGCAAAUUUGUGUGUCCCAAGGUCUUUUAUAACUUUAGUCAACUAUGUUUUUUUUUAGUUUCAAUUCUCUUCAGUAAACCAUUGUAAGAAAAAGAAAACCAACAUGAGCCAGGUCUGAUGGUUCAAGUUGGCAAUCCCAAGUAGCCAGGAGCCUGACACAAGUGGACCCUAGGCCAGGCUUUAUAGUCUACAGAGUGAGUUCAGGAUAGGCCACUCAUAAAAUAUGGGGUGGAGCUCAGUCAUAGUGGCUUAGCUCCAGUACAGCAUGUGCGAGGCCAUAGGUUCAAUUCCCUCUACUACAAGAAGAAAAGCAACAUGCUUCUCCAGGUCUCUGUGAUUCUGCCUUCUGUCUGGGAAGAGGCUUAAGCGGCCCUUUGUGUCAGACCUGGUUGACAGAGAUGCUGUAACAUCGGAAUUGUGUGUAAUCCUUCCCAGCAAGGUACUUGUCAGUGCUUAAGCACAACUGCGCUGCACUCACAUCAGGUCGGGUAAAUAAAUAAACAUUGUAGUGGAUUAGCCUUAGGCUGGGAACGAACUGAAGCAGCACAUCAGAUGAAAACAAGAACUCUCCCUCGCCGAUUUAGAGUAUCAUCAGGUCCCAGGCAGUUUCUCGGCUUAUACCACCCAGGUUAUAGAACUGCCAAGCUUCACUAGAUUUGGAUAGCGGUAAACAGUAUUGACUGCUCCCUUCUGCAAGCACACCACUGUUUUAAAGUUACUCAGAACUGUUUGUGCAGCCUCCUGCCACCUCCUUGGAUGACUUUUGCUGCUUUUAUUGUAAAUUGCCUUUUGUCUUGCAGAGUUUGAGACACAAUCUCCCUCCUUGUUGAAAAAUCAGUGCACAUUUUGUUUCAAGGUUAUGAAGCAAAAAAGCAUGUUGAGCUUGUACUAAGCACAAGAUGCCGUUGUCCCCUUUCAGCUGGGAACAAAGCAAACCUUUGGCUGUUCCAUUUUUAUUGAUACUUAGUGGGCAGAGAGUAGACUUUUCUUUGAGUCACAUACCUGUUGGAAGCUUUAAGAGAUGUUUUGAAGAUGAAGUUGUUUUCCCAAAGAAGCCUGCUAUUUUGUCUGUGUCCCAGAACUGUUUAAGAACAAAGCGAGGCCAUGUUUGUUGAUGGGAUGGAUGCACAUUGUGAGACUUGAUUCCUAUGGCCACUGCUCUCCUUGAACUCUACCAAUGGUUUUCAUAACAUACCUAGUUAUUGUUAUGUGUUUUUCUUUUGCAGAUAAAGAGCUGAGCCUGAUUCAAAUGAUUUUUUUUCUGGUUUUGUACUUUUCCUUUUAGUAUUAGUAUUAUAGAUUAUCUGAAGUUCUUAGUCACUUACAUGUCUGGCAAAUCUUUGGAAGACAAUCAAGUAAAAUGUGAAAGUAACCAUUGUUGACCAAACCCCUUGGUUAUUAUGUUUUGCUUUGUUAAUUCUUUGCUUGAAAUAUUCAAUACUUAAAUCACUGUGGCUUAUUGGGUUUCUCUUUUCCUGAUAAUACGAUUGAUUAUAGAAAUAGAGAGAGCAGUGUAGCAAGUGCAGCCUUUGGAGGUUUCAGAAAAUUACACUAACUUGGCUGUCACUUGACCCUUGGAGCCAGCACAGAUAGUGUAAGUUCCGGUUUGCAAUUUAUUAGAUGCUGUUUGUAGAUCACAGUAGUUUCUGUUGAAAGUAACAGGGCUAGUCCAGUUAUUUAAUUCAUAUAUUCACUAUUUGCACUUUCCAUUGAACAAUGAGUUGAUUUGCUGUUCACAUAGAGAAUUUAUACAGUUAUGAUUAUCUUGUAUUCUGUAUGUGUGCUUCUCCUCUCCCUGCCCCAGGGAUGAAGCAUUAAAAGUGGUUGUAGCCAUUUCCAUGCUUUGGCUCCACAUUGUCACCUGGAGAACAGCAAAGGGGAGUAGGAAAACAAGACAGACAAGACCACUAGAAAGAACCCAGAGAUUACAGGGGUACUGGGAGGUUCCAAAUCCUCCAGAGAACUGACAGGACUCUGUAGAAAAAGGAGUUGUUAAUUCUACCUUUUGGGUUGAACUUGAAAGUCCUUGAACUGCAAACUCUAGGGAGUUGGAUGGUUGUAGGGUAUCUAGGUUAACUGUGGCACCAAUCUCAAUUAGACCAAUUUGUGUGUAGUUUCAUUUUCCGUUUUUGGCACUGGGAAUGGUGAAAAUAAAAUGUAUUGAAAUACAGAAGAAGUGGAAAUGGCUGAGUGUCAGUGAUAUUCUCCCAGAAUGUAUUUUUCUUACCUCGGCAUGUACUGUAGUCACUUGAUAUUUGUAUAUGUUGCUAGAAUUUAGGCUGUUGGAAAUAGUGAGAUUCUAAUGUGUUUUUAAUAAAUUAUAUAUGUGUGUCUUGCUCAGAUUAUUUGGAUUAAAUAAAACAACCUUGACAUCAUA
Messenger RNA from Mastomys coucha (southern multimammate mouse), 5928 nucleotides. It is a transcript of the gene Dcbld2, whose product is annotated as discoidin, CUB and LCCL domain containing 2. The record is from RefSeq and is a predicted model, not a curated record. The coding region runs from base 304 to 2613 and encodes 769 amino acids. Lineage: Eukaryota; Metazoa; Chordata; Mammalia; Rodentia; Muridae. The transcript has 16 exons.